AUGACAAGCUGUCAAAGCUUAGGGUUUCUGGAUUCAUGGCCGCACCUGGGUGUAGGGCUUUUGGGGUGUAUUGGGGUUGGCGGUCAGCUCAGCGCCUCGGCGCCACGCAGAUCAGUUGAGAUUCUCGGCACGUCUCGGCGCUCCCGGGGCCACGGCCCGAUGGGCUGCGUGGCCUCCAAGGACCUCCAGGCCGACAAGGAGGUUGUCUUGGCAGCCGUGAAGAAGAACGGCGAAGCCUUGAGACGCGUCUCUACGGAAUUUCGGGCCGACAAGGAGGUCGUCUUGAAGGCCGUGAAGCAGAACGGCUUCGCCUUGAGAUACGCCUCCAAGGACCUCCAGGCCGACAAGAAGGUCGUCUUGGGGGCCGUGAAGAGGUAUGGUGGAGCCUUGAGAGAGGCCUCCGAGGAUGUCAAGGCCGACAAGACGGUCGUCUUGAAGGCCGUGAAGCAGAACGGCAAAGCCUUGUCUUACGCCUCCGAGGACCUCCAAGCCGACAAGGAGGUUGUCUUGAAGGCCGUGAAGAAGAACGGCAACGCCUUGAGAUUCGCGUCCGAGGACCUCCGGGCCGAUAAGAAGGUCGUCUUGGAGGCCGUGAAGAAGAACGGCGCAAUCUUGAAACUCGCCUCAGAGGACCUGCGCGGCGACCGAGGCUUUGUGCUGCAGCUCGUGGAGGCCACCAAGGCCUGCUGGCUCUGCGAGUUCGCCUCGGAGGAGCUCCGAAAGGAUGCGAGGUUCAAGCAGCAGUGCCGAAAGACAGCGGGCACGGGCCUAGUCUGGACCUACUACGACAACUACGACAUGUUCGGCACCAUGAGAAGCUGCUUCUCGACUAGCGGGGCGUCGAUACCGGGCGGAGACGCGUACGGCGCAGUCAUGGACCAGCUGAAAUUGGCCACGCAGCACGGUGGCAGUGCCACGGUCUGGUUUGGCGAUACCCCUGUAUGGGGCUUUGCAACUGGGGAGGGGCAUGACAGGUGGGUGCACCCGCCGGAAGAGUGCGGCCGGGACAACGUCCCAGUGCCAGCUGUUGAGGGCCGCAGUCGGAUGUGGAACGGCGUGGUGGAAUCAAGAUCAUCCCGGAUGCAGCCAGAGAUAGGCAGCCGGCACCCUUGCUGGUGUUGCCACUGGCUGCGAGAAGUCAAACGGCAACACGACGAGGGGAAGGUGAUCUGCUGUGCCGUCUCAAACAUUUUCCAACCGGAGUGGGUGCGUACUUACGGUGCGGGCUCUUCAGAGCUUUCCGACGCCCGCGCCGAAGAGUUCAACCUGACCAAGGAGACCUUCCGGAAUGGCCGGCCCGAAGGAUGGGGCCAAGGCACGAUUGAGAUCGACCAUGUUGUGCGUACUUUUGGGUACGCCCGCGAAGCCCCAGUUCAUGAGUGGACGAAACUACCGCUGGGCGAGGGCUGUCGUUGGGAGCGGCAGACCCUGGACAAAAUGAAUUUUCCGGUUUAUGCAUUCUUUAUGCCUUGA
Molecule: messenger RNA, 1473 nt
Organism: Symbiodinium natans
Lineage: Eukaryota; Dinophyceae; Suessiales; Symbiodiniaceae
Source: the annotation of a GenBank genome assembly